CUUACGAUGCAGUAUUACUGCCAUUUGUAAAGGUGUUGAUUUGUUUCUCUGUAACUUGAAUUCUUGGAGGAUCCUUCUGAGACUGAAAUUUAGUCAAUGUUUUAUUAUUUCUGACUUGCAGACACACCCAUUUAGCACAUGCCACUUAAACAAAGAACCAGGAAACAGGAAUCUCCUGAGUUCAGAGAAAGAGAAACUUAAGUGUAGUUGUGUAGGAAACUGAAAUCUCUUGACUUCAUGGAAAGAGAAACUUAAGUGUAGUUGUGUAGGAAACUGAAAUCUCUUGACUUCAUGGAAAGAGAAACUUAAGUGUUGUGGAGCUGUGGUGUCUCUCUGGAUGAUGGAUAAACAUGUACACACAAUACUGUAUCAGCAGCAAUACAGAGGACAGAGAAACAGGAAAAGGCUGCGGUGAGUCGAGUUGAAGGACGACCGGAGCAGGAGAUCAAUGAUCUGAGGAGGAGAGACGCUGAUCUGGACCAGCUUUCACACACACAGAAUCACAUCUCAUUCCUGCAGGAAACAGAGAUCUAGAAGAACAGGAUCAUAGUGGACUCGAGUAAGAUCCUGCGUUGACAGAGAAGCAUUUAUCGUAUUCAGCAACAUGGAUACCAGGACCAGAAACAACUUCCUACAGUAUUCCAAUCUGCUCACCCUGGACCUGAACACAGUGAAUAAACACCUCUGUCUGUGCGAGAGGGACAGAGUGAUUACUGGUACUCUCACAGAGCAGCCGUAUCCUGAUCAUCUAGACAGAUUUGAUGGAUAUAAUUUUCAGGUGUUGUGUAAAGAGAGUGUGUGUGGAUGCUGUUACUGGGAGAUUGAGUGGAGUGGGAUGUUUGGUGUGGAUAUUUCAGUGUCAUAUAAGAGCAUCAGCAGGAAAGGAGAGGGUGAUGAGUGUGUGUUUGGACGUAACGAUCAGUCCUGGAGUUUGUUCUGCUCUCCCUCUAGUUGCUUAUUUGUUCAUAAUAACAUACGGGCUGAACUGCCUGCAGUGCUCAGCCGUAAAAUAGGAGUGUAUGUGGAUCACAGUGCAGGAACUCUGUCCUUCUACAGCGUCUCUGACACAAUGAGUCUCAUCCAUACAGUCCAGACCACAUUCACUCAGCCGCUCUAUCCUGGGUUUUAUGCAUUUAUUGGAUCAUCAGUGAAACUGUGUUGAUGAAUCAGAAUAGAUUUUAGACAUUUCUAUGUAAUUUCUCUGUAUGUUUGCACUAAUAUUUAUGUCUGUGCUGUCUUUUGCACUGAAAGCUCCUGUCAGCAAGAUAAAUUACUGGGUUGAUGACAGGAAUGGCAAUGAAGUUCUUUCUGAUUCUGAAAAAACAAAACAAAAACAAAAAAAAUUCUACCCGUAACACUUUUAGCGGCAUAAUAUAUGUGUUAAUGAUUUGUUAUGGUAUUAAUUUUAGUUUUGUAUAUUUAAGAUCUUUUUUGUUGUUGUUGAUAAAGCUGAUGCUUAGAAAUGUUUAUUAUUUAAGAUAAUAUGUUAAUUAUUUAAGAUAAUAUGUGAAAUAUGUUUAGUCAAAAUUAAUUGAUUGGAUAUAAAAGUGUUGGGUUUGUUAAAACCCCGGUCUAGGGUCAAGGAGGUAACAUAAAUAAAGAAAUCUCAAUCAA
This is a messenger RNA of Onychostoma macrolepis, 1614 nucleotides long. RefSeq names its product stonustoxin subunit alpha-like. The record is from RefSeq and is a predicted model, not a curated record. The coding region runs from base 605 to 1162 and encodes 185 amino acids. Lineage: Eukaryota; Metazoa; Chordata; Actinopteri; Cypriniformes; Cyprinidae. Gene Ontology annotation, molecular function: protein binding. The transcript has 4 exons.